Messenger RNA from Euleptes europaea (tarantolino), 2443 nucleotides. RefSeq names its product DEP domain containing 1 (gene DEPDC1). The record is from RefSeq and is a predicted model, not a curated record. The transcript has 12 exons. Lineage: Eukaryota; Metazoa; Chordata; Lepidosauria; Squamata; Sphaerodactylidae. The coding region runs from base 5 to 2443 and encodes 812 amino acids. Gene Ontology annotation, biological process: intracellular signal transduction. Gene Ontology annotation, cellular component: transcription repressor complex; nucleus.
UGCCAUGGAGAGUCGGCUGGUGCCCCCCGGCCCCUUUCGUGCCACCAAGCUGUGGAAUGAAGUUACUAAAUAUUUUCGGGCAGGAAUGCCACGAAGAAAACAUAGACAACACUUUAAAAAAUAUGGGAAUUGUUUUACCGCAUCUGAAGCAACUGACUGGCUUCAUGAAUUACUCAAAAGUAAUAAUAAUUUUGGUCUAGAAGUCACUAGGCAGCAAACUGUUCAGCUAUUAAGGAAGUUUCUGAAAAAUCAUGUGAUUGAGGAUAUAAAAGGAAGAUGGGGCUCCGAAAACUUUGAUGACAACAAUAAUUUGUACAGAUUUCCUUCAACUUCUCCAGUCAGAAGUCUACCAAGUCGGUGUCCAUUGCGUGAGAACAAAAAUAUUAUUCCUAAGGAGCCAGGCAGUGUACUUAAGUUGCCACAUUUCUCCAAGAUCACUCCUAAAAAACAUGAAGGACUGAUAUGUCAGGAAAAUGUAGAAAAUUUAAAUAGUGACACUGUGCAAGAGGAUACAGACAAAAUGGCACACAGCAGGAGAAUAAGCCAAGCAGACAUAGAAGAAGUUUGGAGAAGCAUCAUUUUGAUACAUUUGCAAACUAUUUUAGGUGUACCAUCUUUGGAAGAAGUCUUGGACCCAACACAAAUAUUCCCUCAGCAUGUCAUAUAUAACAUGACAAAUACAAGUAAACGUGGUGUUGUUGUUCUACAAGACAAAUCAGAAGACCUUCCGCAUUGGGUACUGUCCGCUAUGAAGUGUUUAGCAAACUGGCCUAGAAGUAAUGACAUGAGCCAGCCAACUUACGUGGGCUUUGAACGAGAUGUAUUUAAAACAGUUGCUGACUAUUUUCUUAGCCUCCCUGAACCUUUGCUUACUUUUGAGUACUAUGAACUGUUUGUGAACAUUUUAGUCUUGUGUGGCUACAUCACAAUCCCAAAUAGAUCCUGUGGAAACCCUAGUAUCCAGAAUGAGUUGGAGCUUCCAAAAACUCCACGUUUAAACUCUUUCAAAUCGACUGAAUGUCUCCUGCUAAGUUUGCUUCAUUGUGAUACUGACAAAAGAGAUGAAUCUGAGACUUCUGGAACUGUUUCUAAAAAGACAUAUACUGUUAAAAGAGAUUCUGGUGCAAAGUUGCAACAAUAUAAUAUGGCUGGUAAACGUGGCAGUGUUCAUGAACUAAUGGGUGGCAGUUACCAGAAUCUUUCAAGACUGAAAAAUGAACAAGCUAUGCCUCUCAAACGUAAUGCAAGGUGUUGCUCUUUGGAGGGAAUUGCAGAUACCACAUCAACUAUGCAUAAUAAAGAUGGAUUUAAAAUGUUUUCUCAAGCUGGAGUUCACAUCACACCAGUCACAAAAAAUGAAGAUCAGCUGCUUCGUUCACAGUAUAAAACAGACUCUUUGAUGGAUCUCUGUUCUCAUAACACUAAUCGAAAACAAUCAGGUGGUAUCAAGAGAGUUUUUGCAUCAGCUGUUACUGACCAAGAACUACCCAGUGGCAACUACAAGCCAAAACAACUUUGCAGGUCUCAGAGUUUACGUGAAAGAAACAAAUCCAGCCGGUGUGGCAUCAAUGCUCCAAUUGCAGAGAUUACAAUAAAACCACAUCCAGUAAACCACAAAAACCAAAGUAUUGCUAAACGGGCUGCUAAAAUAGGAAGUGAGCUUGAAUGUUCUGAUACUGUCAUCAGUCAGAGACUCUGCAAAAGUUCCACAGAACUUUCAGAAAACAUACUUUCUCCUGCCGCCUUUAUGUUGACUGGCACAUCAAGUCUGCUGCAACCUCAUUUAGAAAGAGUAGCCAUUGAAGCCCUGCAGAUAUGCUGUUUGCUGCUUCCGCCACCCAGUCGCAGAAAACUUCAACUAUUAAUGCGCAUGAUCUCCCGAAUGAGCGAAAAUGUUGAUAUGCCACGCCUUCAUGAUACGGUGGGCACAAGGUCUUUGAUGAUACAGACAUUUUCUCGAUGUGUGUUGUGUUGUGAAGAAGAAGUAGACCUUGAUGAGCUGCUUGCCACUAGAUUAGUUUCUUUUCUAAUGGAUCAUCAUCAACAUAUUUUUGAAGUCCCAACUUAUUUACAAGUUACAGUGCAAGACCAUAUAGAGUCUUUAAAAACUACUCAGAAGGCUUGUCUUGGGGAAGAUCUGAUUGCUGUAUUUCCUACUUACUCCUACUGCAAAAGGAUAACUACCCGGGAGUUUGAUGAACAAAAAGUUUAUACCUCUCAGGCUGCAGUUGCAGAGCUCUUGGAAAGCAUCAUUAAGGACAGAAAUUUAUCUCUUAAAGAUAAGAAGAAAAAGCUCAAACAGUUUCAGAAACAAUACCCAGAGAUCUAUAAGAGGAGAUUUCCAACCACAGAAAGUGAAGCCAUGUUGUUUGAAGACAAGCCCACAAUUAAGCAGCCAAUGUUCGUUCUGCAAAAGCCAAAGUUCUGUAGUUUAAGACAUUGA